CGGCAAUGAUGAAAAAAUGACACUGGUAUCUCUGAUGCCCAUUGAUCUUUGUAUUGGACUUUAGGCUGACAAUAUCAUGGACAUUCUACUACGCGAAAGCCUCUUUGGCCGCAUUCUGAACUCCCUUACAAACGACAGGAUACUUCCAUAUCCCAAAAUUUUGACUUUGGGGGAAGCUACUGUUUGCGGCCCAUGCUUAGAUCUAAGAGAGCCAACAGCCCUCGAUUUCACAGGACCCGAUGAUCCGGCAAUCCCAAGGAACUGGCCAUCGCUGACGAAGUCAUUCGUCAUGGCAGAUGUCAUGUUCCUCAACUUCAGCUUCUACGCGGCAUCGGCCAUCUUCACUCCCAGCAUUCCACUGAUUGAGGAGAAAUUCGGCGCCAGCACCAUUGAAGGCACUCUUGGACUGUCACUCUUUGUCAUUGCAUAUGGCAUUGGUCCUCUGAUGCUUUCUCCCCUAUCAAACCUCCCAUCCAUUGGACGCACGCCUGUUUACGUCCUCGGAUCCCUUGCAUUCUGCCUGGUGAACAUCGGUACGGCACUUGCGAAGAAUAUCACUACGAUUUUGAUACUUCGUUUUAUCGGUGGCUUUGUUGGAAGUGCGCCUAUCAGUGUUGGAGGCGCAACUUUGAUGGAGGUAUAUGGACCCACUGCAUUUCCGUAUGCGAUCGCCUUCUAUGCAGUCAGCGGAGUCUGUGGACCAAUACUGGGACCUAUCUUUGGAACCUUGGUAGUCACGCGUUGGAACACCUGGACGGCAACCCUGUGGCUACUGGCUGGAAUCACAGCAUUCACCACCGUCUUCACAUUCUUCUUCCUGCCAGAAACGUUGUCCCUCAACAUUCUACAUCGACGAGCACGGCGUCAUCAAGUUCAAUGCGACAAGCCCAAUGAUCGAUACCAAGCUGAGACGCAUUCAAAGGGGCCCAAUUUCUUCCUGGAUAUUGUAUACCAGACGAUUGAUGACUUCAAACUGUCCUGUAUGGACCCGGUCAUUCUGUUGGUCAACAUACACACGAUGCUUAUCUACGGCGUACUCUACUUGUGGUUCGAAUUCUUCCCAUUUGUGUUUGGGGAGAUUUACCACUUCAGCCCUAUCCAGCAAGCGCUCGCCUUCUUUGGGAUCCUCACUGGCGCAGUGAUUUCAGUCGCAGUGUAUCUCCUCUGGCUUUACUUCUACUACCAACCGCAUGCAGCAGACUCAGAGGUCGUCGUAGAGCCCGAGGACCGUCUGCAACCGGGACAGAUCGGGGCAGUUUGCAUUCCAAUUUGCCUCUUCAUCUUUGCCUGGACGUCUCGAGAAAGUGUCCACUGGAUUGUGCCUAUCUUUGGAACCGCCUUCUUCGCCCCAGGGUUCUACCUCACCUUCCAGUCGGUCCUGAAUUAUCUUGGCGAGUCAUAUCCGAGACACGUGGCAAGUGUUUUUGCCGGAAACACAUUCUUUCGGAGCUCUUUUGGAGGAGCGUUGCCCCUCGCUGCUCCUCAGAUGAUCAGGUCUCUGGGUAUCGGAUGGGCGUCGAGCACUUUGGGCUUCAUCUCGCUUGUCCUAGUUCCUCUUCCAUUUGUUUUGGAGCGGUACGGCAAGAGACUACGUUCCUGGAGCAAAUACGCAAACUAAAGAAAGCUGUCAGCGACAAGGUUAAAAUUGCAAGGCUACAAUUGACAUCGAUGAAUCUCCAAACUCCAUGUUGUCAAUAUAGAGAUUACUUAGAUAUACUACUCUUAUAUAAAUAAAAAUUAGUUGAC
Messenger RNA from Phialemonium atrogriseum, 1746 nucleotides. Its product is annotated as SCR1 protein. NCBI's taxonomy places the organism in Eukaryota, Fungi, Ascomycota, Sordariomycetes, Cephalothecales, Cephalothecaceae. Gene Ontology annotation, cellular component: plasma membrane. The transcript is spliced from 8 exons. Bases 77 to 1618 code for a protein of 513 amino acids. The record is from RefSeq and is a predicted model, not a curated record. Gene Ontology annotation, biological process: xenobiotic detoxification by transmembrane export across the plasma membrane. Gene Ontology annotation, molecular function: fluconazole transmembrane transporter activity.